AGGAGGAGACAGGAGAAAAAAAAAAAACAAGAAAAACCGGAGCGCAUGAGAGACGGUAUGAUAGAGGGAGGUGUGGGAGGUGUGAGGUGUGAACGGAGGGUUGGAGAGAGCGUAGGGCGUGAGAAAGGAAAAGAGAAUGUCAGGCUGAAGCUGCAGUCUGGGAUCGAUGCUUGAAAUUGCAAGAGAAGUGGGACAGAAACUGAGAGGAGGGAAGACUCCUAGCUGUAACUGGAAGAUGGAGGGCGACUCAGCUUGGGGAGGGAACAGCUCCACGAUCUCUAGGAGAGGCACGAUGAACAGUGGUAACCUUGCUUCUGUGUUUCACACCCAGCGAGCAAAAGAUCAGGAAAAUGAAGAAAAUGAUAAGAUGAACCAUUAGCUGGCUUGACCUCAGCUUUACGCCUCAAGACCUGCAGGGGAAGAGCAGCAACAGAUAAUAAUCGCCUGAUGCAACACUUUCAGGAACUGCUGGUGUGAUAAAAUACCCAGGCAUUGCCCAGAGCUGUCACGAACCAAAGCUGUUGCCAGCUGCAGCUCAACCUUAAAGUGGGAGGAAAAUUAGUGGAGGAGCAUGGGACGUGGAGUUCGGAGCAGUGAGUUGUCCCCUGGAUGUCAGACCACCAGGAGCAAAUGAGUAUCAGUGGAUUUGGCAGCAGCUCCAGCUUGCUUCAGGGCCGGCGUUUCUACUGCCGGGAAUGGGCCCUGGAUAAGCUGCGGCACUGCCUGGAUGCCCGCUCCGUGCCGGGACAACCGCCAGGGCUGCUGGUGAUGGGGGGCCCCGGCGCCGGGAAGACUGCCCUGUGCACCGAGGUGGUGUGGCCCACCUCCAAGGCAGGGCUGGCAGCAGGGCUGGCAGCACGCUGCCUGGCCUCCCACUUCUGCCAGAGAGAGGACCAGAGGAGUACAGUGCUUUGGAGGUUUGUUCUGGGCCUGGUGGAGCAGCUGAGGGCCUCAUCUCUCCUCUCACCUGGGUACAAAGAGAUCCUCAACAGCCCAUCUGUAUCCUCCGCUCUGGAGCCACUCACCUGUCAGAAAGAUCCUGAUGACACUUUCAAGAGAGCAGUGCUGGGACCCCUGUUAGACCUUCCUCCUCCUGCCCAGUCUCUGAUGUUGGUGGUGGACUCUCUGGAUGUAGCAUAUGGGGGGGGCGCAGGAAGUGGGAAGAGUGACUCCAUCGCAGAGCUCCUGGCUGCCAAUCAACACCUGCUGCCUGGCUGGCUGCUGCUGGUCUGCUCCGUCCGCCGCCAUAACAAGGCUGUGUGCAAGAUGUUCUCAGGUUUUCGUAAACUUUGCCUGGAUGACCUGAGGAAGCCCCCACCAGUCCAUGAUGUGCAGCAGUACAUCCUCUGCCGGCUGGAUGAAGAAGCGGCACUUCGCCGUCAGCUCACCCCUGACACUGCUGACAUGCUGAAUUUACUGCACAUUAAGAGCGGUGGCUGCUUUCUCUUCCUUGAGCGUGUGCUGGAUGGUGUGGCAGCUGCACUGGUGGGUCUACGAGAGAUCCGGGACAUCCCUGGGACUCUCAAUGGCCUCUACCUGUGGCUGUGCCAAAGACUGUUCCCCCGGGGGCUCUUCACGUACGUCAAGCCUCUCCUUAAUGUGCUCUUAGCUGCCCCGCGGCCCCUCACACCCCAGCAGCUAUUCACAGCAGUAUGGACUCAUGACACCUUGCUCAGCCCCCAGGACUUUCAGAACAAGCUCCGAACCCUCUCUCCUCUCCUGAUUGAUGGUCCUGGGGGCACCAAACUACUUUUUCAUGCCAGCUUUGCUGAGUGGCUGAUGGAUGUCAAGUAUUGCACACAAAAGUACCUGUGUAGCAGAACAGAGGGUCACAGCAUGCUCGCCAUGGCUCUGACUCUGCAGGGACAGGACUUGGACAUUGAGGACACUUGCCAGCUAGCCACACAUUUACUUUGCUCAGGUCAUCAUCAAGAUAACCCCUCUUUAUUGGCAUUAUGGAUGCUGUGGGCAGGUGUGCCUGCUCUUUCUCCUAGCUGCAGCCAUGCCCUCACCACAUCCUUAAGUCAGCCUCCCGUUCUGGUCAGUCAGGAAGUCCUCCAGCUGUUAAUGAGGACUGGGCUUGUCUCUGCUGCCUGUUUUUCAGAUGUAAACACAACUGUUGGAUUGCAUUGUAUAGGUGAAGAGGGAGCUAAUUUACGACAGGCAUUUGAACGGGAGAUGUCUGUAAAGAAGCUGCUUGACAGUGGGGCAUCCGUAAACCAGUUACGUUCUACAGAUGGACAGACCUUGCUUGCUAGUGCAGCCCAUGAGGGUUCUGCAAAUGUAGUUGAACUUCUCCUGAAACACGGAUCUGAUCCACUGAUCAGUGAUCAUCAGGGUCAAACGCCACUGUCUUUGGCUUCCAGGCAGGGUCACGUCAAAGUGUUGUCUGUACUCCUGGAAUGGGCCAAGAGCCAGAAGCCAGAAAUUGCAGCACAGAUGAUGGAGCAUGUUGACAGUGAAGGCUGGACAGCACUGCGUUCUGCAGCUUGGGGAGGACAUAGCGAGGCUGUUCGGCUUCUUCUGGAUGCAGGAGCAGAUGUAGAUGGAUGCGAUGGUGAGGGCCGGACUGCUCUUAGAGCUGCUGCAUGGGGCGGUCAUGAGGAAAUUGUUCUGACCCUGCUGAACUAUGGGGCAGAGGUUAACAAAGCUGACAGCAAGGGCCGCACACCGCUAAUUGCUGCUGCCUAUAUGGGACAUCAUGAAGCUGUGGAGAUACUGCUGGACCGCAAUGCAGAAGUUGACUUGGCUGAUGGAGAUGGCCGUAGUGCUUUGUCAGUCGCUGCCCUCUGUGUCCCUACAGCAGCAGGAGUCAAAGGUUAUGGUGAGGUAGCGAGUCUGUUACUGGAGCGUGGAGCUGAUCCAGGACACAGAGAUCAUGAUGGCAUGACACCACUGCUUCUUGCAGCCUAUGAGGGCCAUGAUGAGGUAGUUGAACUUCUGUUAGAAGCUGGUGCUGAUGUAGAUGAGACUGCUGGCCCAGACGGUAAUGUCCCUGCUGCAGCUGCUGUUACUCCUCUUCUGGCAGCUGCAGCAAUGGGUCAUAUGAAGACAGUAUCUCGUCUGCUUUUCUGGGGAGCAGCUGUGGAUGCUAUUGAUUGUGAAGGCAGGACAGCACUCUGCCUGGCAGCAGCAAGAGGCAGUACUGAGGUUGUCCGUGCCUUGCUGGACCGAGGGCUGGAUGAAAACCACAAAGAUGACCUUGGCUGGACUCCACUGCAUGCUGCUGCUUGUGAAGGCCAUCGGGCGGUUUGUGCUGCUUUGACAGAGCGGGGCAGCAUGGCACGUGUUGGAGAGAUGGACAUUGAAGGACGAACCCCUCUUAUACUGGCUGCUCAGGAGGGUCACUGGAGCACUGUCAGGCUGUUAUUGGACAGACGUUCUCCCAUUGACCAUAGGGCCUAUGAUGGACAUUCGGCAUUGAGUGCCACCCUCCUGGAGGGCCAUGCUGAGGUGGCAGAGCUGCUUAUGAGGCGAGGGGCUGACACAGAUGUCCGGGAUGCCGAGGGAAGGCCUUUGCUCUAUCUGCUCGUGUUGGAGGGACACGUUGAUAUGGCUACUCUCCUAAUAGAGAAAGGAGGGGUGCCCCUGGAGUCCCGAGACUCUGAGGGUCGUACAGCACUUCAUGUGGCUUCCUGGCAGGGAUGUGUGGAAAUGGUAGACCUACUUUUAAAGCAUGGGGCAAAUCCUAAUGCACAGGACACAGAAGGGAGACCACCAAUGCAUUCAGUGGCUUGGACAGGACAUGCUGAAGUAGGACGUCAUCUUCUAGAAGUCAAUGGUGUCAACAUAGACCUUGCUUGCCACCAGGGGGCAACAGCUCUGAGCAUCGCUGCCCAGGAGGGACAUGCUAACAUUGUUGCAAUGCUUUUGGAAAGAGGUGCAAAUCCUGAUCAUAUGGAUAAAUAUGGCCGUAGUCCAGUCAAAGUAGCUGGAAAGCACGGGCAUUUUAACAUAGUCAGGCUUUUGGAGAGCUACGGAGCUAAGCCAUACCUGGGCCCGUUGCCUAACUCUAGCACUGUCUCCCCUGCAAAAUCCAACAAGAUGUUCUCCUCAGGGAUUUCAGCGAGUAAUGGAGGAGAGGUCACAGCUGCUACCUCUACUUCCUCUGUAUCUUCUCCUGGCUCCACUGCAGAACGAUUCCACUCAAUGCAGAGUUCCCAAACCUCAUCCACCUGCCACUCUCUGGCAACAGUGCAGACAGUGCCAGCUGACAGCCUCAGCUUUAUUCAGCAGAUCCAGCAACACUCACUGCCCCGCAGUCGUAGCCGUCCCUCUACCCUUCCUCCACCAGGGAGCUCAGGCAUGGGCAGCCUCCAUGGAAGCAUCCAAAGGCAUCCCAAAGGCAGCCCACCUCCCACUGUUUGCACAGUCACUGCCAUGGUGCACAACUGCGAACUGCCGCAGAAAGGCAUGUCAUCUGGACUUGAAUAUCAUGACAAAAUGAACAAGCAAAAUUCACACUUAAUAAAAGCAGACAGGACUACUUAUUCUGGUGGCAAAUGGCACUCAGUCAUGGCUUCCCUUGGGAUAAUGCCAGGGCAGGACAGUCCUGCAGUAGGUGCUAAAAACAGAGAGAGCCCCCCUCUGGGCUAUCCUUACAGGCUGCAGAGCCCACUGCAAGGGGAAGCUUGGGAUUCUCUACCCCAGAAAAACAUUUUAUCACCUGCUUGCUACAGCUUUACCCCCGUCCCACCUUGUAGUGCCUUGCCAGAAGAUGUUAUGGUCGCAAUGACAACGACAGACCCGCAGCUUAAUCUGAAACAGGCCAUCAAACUGCAGUUUGAGGGUCCUACCAGUGCAGCCUUAUAUAAGAGAGAGACACCCCUGUGACUGGUGCUCAAGUAAGAGACAUUAGCUAUUGCUACACUUUCUUCACAAACCUUUUUCUUUUACUUUUUGUGGAUGAGUAUGUGGAUGCUAGUAUUGCUAAAAUGAUUAAGACACUGGCAGUAAAAACUGUCAUUUAGAGUAAUUUCUGACUGACUGAAAUACUUUCUAGUUUCAGCAUCUCUAGUUUUAUAUCAUUUUAGAUUAAUAUAUUAGUGUUUAGUCAUGUAGUUGCUUAGAAAAAAAAUCAAUGACAGAACCAUUGAUUAUGAAAAGCAUUAGUCGCAGCCCCACUGUGGGUAUUGGUGGAAUAAAAAUGGUGGUCUCUGGUUGCAUACUUUCAUAGCAUUUACUGAAAUCUACAUUUUAAUGACAACAUCUUUGUUUUAGGUGGAGUUGGACAUUUUUUCCAGCUCAGGGAGAGUGUGGUUUUCACCAUGUACAAUGACUUUAUGGGUUCAGAUGAGAGAGGAAGUUAUCUUUUUCUCCUCCCCUCUUCAGAAAACCCAGAGGAAGCACAAACUGAAUGACAACAAAACUCAACAAAGCUGAUUCCUGUUUUGUGCAUUGAGCAGGGCUUUCACUGACAAGAUUAACAUGUUCAGUUAAGGCAUAGCUGUGUUAAUUUUCAAUCUGGACCUUAUUUUCCCAUUGUGCUCAUAAUUGUUAUCAGUACGAGUUUGACAAAAAGGCUUUUUUUGGAUAAUAGGACUGAGUCUAGAAUCAUACAUAUAGUAGGUUAACAAGACUUUAUCACCUCUUCAACAAAUAACACCCAUUGUUGUGGAGCAAGUUUAUAGGUUUGGUCAUUUUAAUAGUAAAGAUCCCUUUUUGAAGCCGUAAACAAACUUUUUUUUUUAAGAGCUUUAAGCUUGUUGUUUCUUUUAUAUUUACUAUAAACUGCCCUACAUCCCCCAUUGGUCCACUGCUGACAACCAAACACAGUUUGCAUAAAAGCAAGUCUACCAAAGCCCGACUGAGUGCAGGGUUUAUGAUACAAAUUACAAAAGACAAGUUUACUGAACCAACUUGGCUCAUUCACAGUGUCUGUGAGCAAGCAGGAAGGAAAAUCAAAACUGGACUACAGAAACUGAGGGUGGAUGUGGGAGGGAUGGAUACAAUUCCAGACUUGUUUGUGGCCUAAAGAAAUUUCUAGUUCUUUUUCAUUUUUCAUUGCAUAAAUAUUUAAUUCAUUAAUUAAAAUGGCAAAUUUUGCCAUAACGUUGUCUACCUCUGCUCUGUCUGCUUAUUUGUGAAUGUGUAUUUAAAUGUGUACAGUAGUGGUAUUUCAUGUACUUUUCAUGCACUACAACUAAAGGUCAUGGAUACCUUCUAUCGGAGGGAUCAUGCAGGGAUGAAAGUCUGGCAGCUGCCUGAUGGUGGCUACCUGGGAUUAUUGAACCUAAGUGUGUUUGAACUGUUUGGAAAACUGAAGAAAGGAGGGCUUUGCAGACAUGUCCAAUAGUGAGUUGUCCUCCAUUUUUGUGAUAUGUUGUACUUGUGAAACCUUUUAAGUAUGUGGACUUGGGAAAUGCAUUUCUGAACUUCAUUUCUCACAUGUACUUGUGUAAAAAAUGAUAAUUAAUUUGAUGAUAGAUACUUUUUCUCCAUAUUUGAUGUUUUUGCACCUUAGCAUUGUGUUCUCAAAGGGCCUUAAAGUCUUCUCAUUGAGUCCCAA
Lates calcarifer (barramundi perch) is the source of this 6508-nucleotide messenger RNA. It is a transcript of the gene ankrd50l, whose product is annotated as ankyrin repeat domain 50-like. The record is from RefSeq and is a predicted model, not a curated record. Gene Ontology annotation, molecular function: protein binding. NCBI's taxonomy places the organism in Eukaryota, Metazoa, Chordata, Actinopteri, Centropomidae.